UUGGCAACACUAGAGUAACUCUUUUCGCUCUUGGAUAAAAGACUUAUUUAUAGCCGCUUUAAUGGCGUUAACAAUUACCAAAUUUCGAAAUUCGAGUGGGGUGGUGGUGGCCGCACAGCCCACUGUGGUUUUGCACCCGAAAACACUAAAUUCCCAGAAUAACACAAAGAAAACUUUUGCAAAAUUGGAGCCGGGAAAUGCCACAGUGAGGGUAACUGCAGGCGGCAUAGUUCUCAACAAAAUACCAGCGCUCAUAAGGCCAAGUAUGAAGAGAGCAGCAACAACAACGAUAACUGGAGCCACGGCCGCGGGAGCAACAACAACAACAGCGCCAACUGGUACAGUGGGAUAUCCCGUGCUCAAAACACCCAAGUAUGUGAUUCAGACUGGUCCCAGUGGAUCCUCUGGCCAUCAGCUCCAGAUGCUGGCGAGAAAGGACACACAAAGCCUGGGAGUGGCCAUCAAUUCACUGCCGCCGAACACGAUCAUCAAGGCAACCACAAGACCUGCACAAACAACGCCCUUGACUCCGAUCUCAGCGGUUGUCACUUCCUCGUCAACCACACCGAGCAGUAGCAGGACAUCCACUCAGUCCACACCAACUGUGGCAGCUGAUUCGAGAGUUUCCUCCGCCGUGCGACAAGCUGUGUUCAUCAAGAGGGAGCUACCGCAGCCGCAAAGGAGCAUGCGAAGUAUGACACUUGGUUUGGUGGAACAAGCGCCCCUGCUUCAUUUGGGUGUGGCUCCAGAGCACCUGGCCCUGCUGAAACGCCAUAUCUGCCGCAAUGCCAAUGUCACCCACCUGGACUGUUGCUUGACUCUGAGGAAACUCAAACAAAACGAACAGUUCGCCCUGUUGGCCGAGCACUUUGAGCUGAGCGAAUCAGAUGCCGAGGACACCUUUAAGCGCACACUUAUCAAGCUGGCCCGUUACCUCCGUCCACUGAUUCGGUGGCCAGAUGCACGGCACCACAACGAGCGCUUCAAGCAUACCCCGCUGGACUAUCGAGCCAACCUGCUGCAUGUACGCUCGUUGAUCGAGUGUGUGGAAACGGCUGUGCCGAUUGAUCUGGGAUUGGGCAGCGACAGCUAUAAGUUCAUAUUAUGCAUCAAUACGAAUGGCAUUAUAAGCUAUGUGUCCGGCGCCUUCCCGGGCAGUUGCGAUGAUCUUCAGUUGUUCGAAGCCAGCAGAUUUCGAGAUGUCAUUCCCAAGUACCUGACACUUUGCGCGGAACCAGGCAAAGCAGUACACCGUGUUCGUAGGUCGGGCGGCGGAGAUCCUCACGAUUCGGCGGAUGAGGAUGAGGCGGCGGAAGAACCAAAGCGAUCCCUUACCAAAUUCGAGGCCCAGCGUUUGGGUGGGCAGCUAGCAAACCAGCAAUCCCUAUCCGUUGUAGAUGGAGCACUGACUUCCAAGCGGGCUCCAGCGGUUCAACUACCGACAUUCAAUGCCCAAGAACCCGCAUGUAGAGCCCAAAUGAGGGAUAUGAUCGAUUGUUUUAGGGAAUUCCGGAUGCUGGAUAAUUCAGCUAUUCAGCAAAAGUCAUUGCUGGGAUAUCUUGAUGAAAUGAUCGUGGUCGCUGCUGCUUUAUGCAACCUUAAGCGCCAGGAGUUGCAAUCCUAAAUAACAAAUACAAUCCGUGGAGGUCUGUUUUAAGGCCAACAAAUACUAGAAAUAAGCCCCUUUCGUUUUGUUAAUACCAUGAAACAAUUAACUUCUAACAAGUAAUAGGAAAUUGAUAGGAUACAAUUUAAGUACUUCGAAGAACGAAAUAUAAUUGGUCGUCUAAAAGAGUUAA
Drosophila teissieri is the source of this 1799-nucleotide messenger RNA. RefSeq lists its product as uncharacterized. The record is from RefSeq and is a predicted model, not a curated record. NCBI's taxonomy places the organism in Eukaryota, Metazoa, Arthropoda, Insecta, Diptera, Drosophilidae. The coding region runs from base 62 to 1624 and encodes 520 amino acids. The transcript is spliced from 4 exons.